AUGUCUUACAACAGGUUCAUCCAGUCCUUUAAGAAAAUUCCAAAAGACUUGUUCCGUUUGAACACUAGCACGACUGUGCGCCUGCGAGCUCAGCCGGGCCCUUUGAGACCGCAGCGCAGCUUUGACCUUCUGACGAUCGCUGGAAAGGCCCAGCCGAAGGCCUUGAAUCCUGACACAUAUGAAUGGCCAAAUGGUGCUUCAAUGCGCCCGAAUUCUGUAACGCAGCAGAACCUUGUCCAGUCGUUCAAGGGAUCUACUGUCUAUGUUUAUUCAGUUCCUGCCGGAACUGAACACUCCGAUGACCUUAUCCUUGUUCAUGAAUUUGGUGAUCAUUACUCAUUGCAGGCGAGCAGAGAGAUGACAGUAGAAGAGUUGAACGCCAAAAUCACGGACUUUCUGAACUCGAAGGGGGAAUGUUUGACCAAGGAAGAGCGGCAGCAGCGGUAUCCUCAAGCAACCGAAUAA
Messenger RNA from Coccidioides immitis RS, 465 nucleotides. RefSeq lists its product as uncharacterized. The record is from RefSeq and is a predicted model, not a curated record. NCBI's taxonomy places the organism in Eukaryota, Fungi, Ascomycota, Eurotiomycetes, Onygenales, Onygenaceae. Bases 1 to 465 code for a protein of 154 amino acids. The transcript is spliced from 4 exons.